This is a messenger RNA of Paramuricea clavata, 8694 nucleotides long. Lineage: Eukaryota; Metazoa; Cnidaria; Anthozoa; Malacalcyonacea; Plexauridae. The record is from the annotation of a GenBank genome assembly.
UCAAUACACGGUUAAUAGAAGGAGGAUGGUUAGGCUAGCCGGCAAACUUCAAAGGGGGCGGCAAACUAUGUUGAACACAAAGGAAAAAAAUGUCACGUGUCGAGAUAGGGGGACGCUUGUGUUGACAUUUGUAGGAAAUUAUAUUGAAAGUGUUGGGUUAAUACUGAUAAUAAAAGCAUUUUUGUAUCUUUUGGAGCAUUUAUAAUAACGAUGGAUAGUGAUAUCGAAAGAGGAGUGAUUUCUUCAUCGAUGCAGACAUUUGAAAACAGUAAUAAUAAAAGCAAAGAGAGUUUUCAACGAUCGGAAAUGACGGUAUCGUUUGGAAGAUGAACGAGAGAGCGAAUACGUAGAUUUAUAGACGAAGAUUUUUAUAGCAUCGAGGCCCCUGUUACUAUUAGCGGAAGAAAAACAGUUGUAUUAAAUACUGAUUUUUCUGCUGCCCAAUCGACAGUGAGAAGUCUUUUCAGUGCUACAGUAUGUGUGCGACAAAUUUGCGGCCUUAGUGCCAAAUUACAAGGCAUAUAGCUCAGUAAUUCAAAACACUUUACAACAGAUGGUCAUGGGGAAUCUAUUGUACGAAGUAUCUAUGUGUUUAUAUAUAAAGGUGCAUUUACUUCUUUAGUUGAUUGACAUUGUAGAAGCUAUACGUUGUGAAAAGUACAUUUCGAUCGUUGGAAACAAUGUGGGAUGCGAUAUAAAAAAGUCGGGUGAAUUCAACCGUAGCAAAGAUUAUAUUAUCGAGUAUGAAAACGAUGCAAAACGUGGUAAAGCCUUUGCAUUACUGUAAAACAGUAGUGAAAAGAAAGUGAUAUUAUAUAUUUUAUAAAAUUUGUAACUAUACAAUUCAUUUAUCUUCUGCAAUAAACUCUGUUUUCAUAUUCAGAUUAAUUGAACCAUAGGUUUGAAAAUAUAACAAUGGGUUGGCAAAUUUAUGACUCCCAAAACUAAUAUAUUAUUUACAAAUGCCUCUAUGGUUAGUUGGUUAGGUUUUCACAAUUACACUGCUAUCAUGAUAUAGUCAUCAUACAGGCCUUAUCAAACCAAACAAUUCAAACCUGGUAAGGGGCUGAUUACAUGGAGAGUUUUCAGCAUGGCUGAGUUUCAUCCUGGUUUCCCAGGCUGAAAUUAAGAAAUUUCAGCCCAGCCUGAGGAUAAAAUCCUAUUAAAACACAACAAAUGAUUGCAUGACAGAAAUUUCAGCUUGGGCUGAAGUUUUAGCCCGGUUGGAGCUACCCGGGCUGAAAAUUUCAACCCGGUUGGCCGGGCUGAAAAUCGCCAUGUAAUCGACACGAAAAUUCAACCCAGGUUGAAAAAACAGCAUUUAAGUCGCUUUAUUUCUGUCUGUUCUACUUUUAAAUGCAACCACACUCUUGCAGAAGUCAAUAGAUAUGAACAACAUUUUAAAUUUUCCAAAGAAACAGAAUACCUCCAUUUUGAGACUUCAUUCUUUCGGCCCGGGCUGAGAUUUAACCCCGGUUUGAAUUGAAAUUCUAACUCACCCCGGGCUGAACUUUGUCAUGUAAUCGUGAAACAAUUUCAGCUCGGUUAACUGGGUUGAAAUUCAGCCCGGGCUGAAAACUCCCCAUGUCAUCAGCCCCUAAGACAUGUUGAACCUUGAAUUGUUUUGUCAGGUAUACCUGCGUGCCCUAAUGAAUUAACCAUAAACUUGCAAUUGCUUCUCUUUCAAAAAAAUAUAAUGUAGGGUGCAUUUGCUGGACACAUUGCCAGCUCACCCACUAGUGAAUUAACAUGCGGCACUGGCAGAUUGCUAAUGACAAGUAAAAUUGGGUAUGGGAAACAAAGUAUGGGCUAAUCUGAUAAAAAAUAGAACAAAACAUACGUGAAAAUGGUUUAGAAUCUUCUUUGAAUAUUAAACUUGUACAUUUCCAGUCAAUGUAUACAAUUUGUUAUUUCCAGUGUAUUUAAAUUCAGUAUCUAUAAGUAUCUACAAGUGUUCAACCCAGAGCCAAUAGGCCAUACAAUUUUGCAUGCCAAUUUCACGACUAGUCAGUCCUCUCUCAGUGAGGUCAGAGAUCUGCCAAUUGAAGAACUUCACCCUGCAAAUCCCAAAUUGAAUGAACAACCAUCCCAGGGUGGAUAUCAAUAGUUGUUAAUAACCGAUUAACAACAGUAUUCUUCCACUGAGUAAAAUUUUAUUGCUUUAGACAGAGUAAAGUAGGUGCAUCUGCAUGCAUUGCCAGUUGAUGUGUAGAUUAUGUAAUGGUGAUAGACAAUAAAUAUUCUUCAACAGUCUUAAAUUUCAGUAAGUAUGUAGUUACAGUAGUCUGGUACAAUGUUAUAAUUUCUAAAGAAGUGAAUAAUGAUGAGUUGAAAUUUGCAUAGCGUGUCCAAAUCGUCGGGCUAGCUAUGCCACUGCUAGCAACUGGACAUGCAGAAAUGCCAUACAUGAUAAUAUAAUGGUUUUUUGAGGAUACUAAUUUGAAAAUUCAAUAACAGAUAUCAGUUUGACUAUUCCAAAUGUUACUUUUAAAUUAAUAGUCCACUACACAGUACACAUCAACUAGAAAUCACUAUCAAUGACAAGUAAAAUUGUCUGGAGUUGUCUUGUUGGCAGAGCAAAUACCAAAGUAUGCUGCAUAGGCACAUGAUUUGGGCUGAUACGUUUGUAAUAUUAGUUCAAUUUACUUCGUUUGUUUGUUUCGCAUCAAUACGUUCGCACCGACGUCAGAUCUCUUUAAUAAUAGCGGCCUUAGCAAUUCUACUCGAGCUGUUCUCCAUCCGUCGUCCUAAAAACACUGGGUAUUUUAUCGUUCAUUGUGUCUACCGCAACUCUCACGACCAAAAGCAGAGCAGUUUUUCCCGGACAAACUCCAAAAGUAUCGUCUUUAAGUAUGAAAAUCCUCGAACACUUGAGAAUGGAAUAUGUGAAUAUACACUUAGCAUAGCGUGGUUAUAUCUCAAAACCAAUCAACAAUACCUUUAAAACUUGUGAAUACGAUCAGAUCAUUCCGAACUUCGAAGUAUAAAUCAAAUCCGUGAUCAAAUCAGGCGUAUACAAUCGAAAAUACGUAAAUUUAUACAUCACAAAAGCCAUGUCAACAAUAUAUUUUCUAUUACACUCCUGCGAAGCGUCCCCCUAUCUCGUCACGUGACAUGAAUAAAAUGAGAACAAUAACAUAUUUGUCACGUGGUCCAGCUAGCCUAACCAUCCUCCUUCUAUUAACCGUGAUUUAAAGGUUGGGCCAUAUAAUUCUACUACACUUCUAUCGGCCUGGAUGUAUAAUGGGGCGAACGGAUUCAAUAAUAAUAAGAAAAAGAAUAAUAAUAGAACACUUAAAAGCAGAAGCUAAAUAAAAAAAACGCGUUCCAGAAAACAAAACAAUCACAUUUGAUUUUGCCGUGCAAACCACCAAGGAACUUGAAUUGUUUAUCGUUCACGCGCUGUUGUGAGAUUCCCCUAAAUUAUAAAUGUUUGGAAUGCAAUUUCCGACCACAACAAUUUAAUCAUUUCCGGCACUGUUGAAAGCAAAGUUGGAAAAUAAGGAAUGAAUUGAGUCUGCAUCAGAUUUCAAGUCCGGGCAAAACACAAAAAAAAAACUAAAAAAAAAGUUAUAUGUUCACCAUAUGCCUUUUCACAAAAUGCCUUUCUCACACACCACUGGGAGCUGCUGCAGCGUCAGCCGCAAGCUUGACAUUUAUUCAACUACCUUACAAUUACAGGUACUCGCUACAUAUAUAAUUACUAUAUAACAAGUACAUAUAUAGAGGAUAUUAGAUGGUUGCGAGGAGGUAUGGAUUUUAUUUUCGAGUGACAAAAACAAUAUCUCGUGCACCACCCUGUAACACCUUGAUUAUAUAACCUGCACCACCCUGUAACACCUUGAUUUCAUCAGGCCCCCAGCAGUGUGUGAGAAAACAUUUUCUGUUUCUUUCGUGCCUCAGCCAGCGGAAAAUAACACUUUCAAAGGUGAAUUGUUCCAUUUCCACGUAAGAAAUAAUCAUUUCACAUGUGAAAUUAAUUUUCACAUAUAAACCUUCAUUUUUAGAUUUAAAAAGUCAAAUUUCAUAUGUGAAAAUUCAUCAAAUUUCACCUAUGAAACUCUGCCUAUGAAAUGGGCAUUUUCACUUUCCAAUUCCGCAUAAAAUUUCAUUGUGAAAUGGCGAAUCCGUGUAACUGCAAAUGUUUGUUAAACCGUUGACAGUGUUUUAUGUUAUUGUACGUGUUAAAAAAGAGUGUAAAUUGCUUUCCUAUAGCCCCUUCGAUAAAUCCCUCAAUGCAGCAAAGUGGAGUUAAAACUUCAGAGCUAAGAGAACUCAUUAACGAAGUAAAAGAACUACAGAAUAAAUACCAACAAUUAAGAACACAGGUAAGCUUCACGAAUGCAUGACAUGGGCGUACAGGACGGGAAAAAUCAGGGGGGAUCAGUUUUUUUUGCAUUUUGUCCGUGUAAAAUUCCCACAAGUCCUGUCGACGAUGGGCGGGCGGGAGGGAGGUUGCAAAAUUUUUUAAAGGGGUUACAAUGUUAGAAAUGGGAAACCUUACAUAUUUCUUGUAUUUUCGACUAUUAUCUUCAAUAUUUCUGUCAUGUAGUAUUAUUUUGCAUAUUUCUUGCUUUUCAAUUUAUUUCCCCCAUCUUUUUGCCCAAACUACGUUUAUAAUUUGCCCAACUUCAAUUUUUACGCUUAUAUGGUGACGUUGAUCGCAAUAUAUAAAACAAAAUUCGAAGAUAGCAGAAGAUAUACAAGUGAAAACAUGAGUUUGUGAUUUUUCAAUCAUAUCAGUCCAAAAUCAACAUUUGAUAUAUCACAAACUCAUUCUCGUCUUGUUUCGACUCGUAUCUUAGUUGGGUUUCAAGAUGCUAAUCUUCGAUUUUUGUUUUGUUUUGUUUUGUUUUGUUUUGUUUUGUUUUGUUUUGUUUUGUUUUGUUUUGUUUUGUUUUGUUUUUCUAAACUAAUUGUCGGCUGGCAUUGGUUUUUAUGCUAUAUGUAUCUCUGCACUACUUACCUUAACUUGGCAGCUGAAACUUUUGUUCUUUACCAUCUUUAGUCAGGAGAUAAAUCUUCUGGAACUUCUGUUUCACUUCGUGAGCAAAGAUUAGCUAGACAGGUAAAAAUAUUUAAAAUAUUCAUUAAUAUAAUUCAUGAAGAAAAUUCAAAAGAAACGAAUGUUUAAUUAAUCAAUGCAUGUUUGUAAAUCGGAUAAAGAUUUGUCCUGAUUUACAUAAACUUCAGCUUUGAUUUUCUCGGCUUAGACAAUAUUUAUUCUUAAAAUUACUUCGCCAAAGAACUCAUAAGAUGCGUCUUUUUUUAACUACGUUAAAACAGUCGCAUCCGAUCUUUAUCUAUGAUGUCUAUGAUAUACUAAUUCUCGCCGAUAAAGAUUGGCUGCUCAUGUUUUAACGGUACUUAUCAAAUCAAUUCGUACAUAAUAUAUACGAAACGCAUAUCACUGGAAAUGUUUUCCAAAAUCCUUACUAUAGAGUAUAGAAGUAGUAUGGAUCUUGGAUAUGGAAAUUGUGAUGGAAAUCUAAUUUCCAUACUGUGAUCUGUGGUUAUAGUAUGGAUAUAUAAUGGUUUAGUGAUGCAAUCGCAAAUUCCAAAUAAGCAUGGAUUUAACUAUUUUUUCCAUGCAGUGAUAUUUAACAAAUAUAAAACAUUUUCCAUGUUGAUAUACAGUUAUAUCAACACGAGUGGAAAUUGGGAAAACGAGAAAUUGUGUGGAAACACCACGCCAGGAUGGUGGAGGGAUGAGAUGGAAUGGACACGUAAUCAGAAGAGAGCAGAUCAAUAUACGGAAAAAUGUUUAAACCUUUUUUAUAAUAUAACACAAAGAAAUAUAUAAACUGAGAAAGAAAUUUUCCGUGUUGACAUUGAGUUAUGCCAACACAGGUCACAGUCAAUCUGAGUUUAGAAUUUACAAAUGCUAUAUUAUAAAACAUAUUAAUAAAGGAGUCUUCAGGGUUUUUCAAGAUAAAUUUAAAACUGCAUGCACAAGGAUGUUACAAAGCAACAGGGGUUCUUUCCCAGCACGUAAAGAAGAUAUAGGGGCCAGUCAUCAAACAUGUUGAUACCUAGAAAAUUAUGCGUGAUUUUAAUGGAGCUGUGUUAUUCUAGAACUGCAGCAGUGAAAGCAGUGCCAGUGGAUACCAGGAAUCACUACAGAAGCUGAAGAAACAAUUUAUUCGGAAGGUAAGAUAUUAUAUGUUGAAAUCGUAGUUCAUGUAUAUUAGCUAUUUUUGUUUUUUGUAUUUCAAUAAAAUUUAUUAUAUUGGUUUCUGGAUUGUGGUGUAUCGCGUCGUAUUGUGUUGCUGGCAUUAGACAGAUCGAGGACGCGGACGUCAAAAACGACGUGAAAAUGGCAUACAUGGGUACAACACGCCAUUCAGUUCACGUCGUCUUCGACGUCCGCGUCCUCGAUCUAAAUCUGUCGAUACGGCACGCCAUAUCUACUGUGCUGUGCUGUACUGUACUGUGCUGUGCUGUGCUAAUUCAAAUUGGGCGUAAAUAUCUAACGUCGGAUUUUCUUUUUCUUCCACAGGGCAAUGGAAUUAGGAUGAACUGCUUGUGGGAAUUUAAAGGGCUUGAUAAGAAGGUAACAACUGCAUGUUUGUUAACAACGCCUCUAACUGGAGUUCCAUGGAGAACAGUUUAGAGUUUGAUGCUUGUGAUGUUACUCUGAGUGUAUAUAAUAAUAUAUCCACACCGGGCAAGCUUUCCCGGUGUGGGUAACAUCACAAGCAUCAUAUUACACCAACUUAGAGUUUAAUUUAGAGUUUAUUUAAGUUUGUUUCUAUGUUUCCCGCUGUGCAAAGAUAGCUCCACCCUGUACCGCAAGAAAACAAUAUAAGAAAACCAAAACUCGAAUCUCAAUGUUUCCCUUUGAGACUCUCGGGAAAACAAACUAUUUCCCUCGGGAGCACACAUAAGUGUAUAAUAUAGUUUGAUUGAUAGGACAACGAAAAUAUCAAGCUAUGUAUACGUCUUUUUCAGAUCAAAGAUAUUAGUAGGAAACUCGAUGAAGAAACGAACAGUUGUAUUUUCAAAAUGGAAAACAACACUCAAGUAGAUUAUGUGAAAAAUGUACAAAAAGUGCAGAUAAAUGAAAAGAAAGUAAGUUCAAAGCUAUUUGUUGUUUUGUGGAAACAUCACGAAUGUUUGGCAUACUUUCAACUUUGGACCUCCAUCAUUGCAUAAGAGUAUAAGACAAAAUUUCAACUCACAAAAUGUAACGCUAAACUAUUAAGCGUAUACAUUAUUAUUCAUCGGAAAGACCUGAAAACAAAGGUCGCAAGUCUGAUUGGCAUCUCUCAUUAACUCUCAUCCUCCUGAAAGAUCGCUAUGGCACUUUUUUCCACGUUGAGUUGCAAGUUUCACCACAUAAUGCCUCAUGUAUAACAUUGUUUACAACUUCUCAUUUUUCAGAAUGCGGCUGUUCAACUCGUGGGGGUAACAUGUUGCAGUGAAUAUAGCGCUUCAAAUGUUAGCAACGCCGUUUUGGAAGUCGAGGAAACGAUAAGUAACAUAACCUAUGCAUGUUACUGCAAGGUGGGACAGAAAUGCAAUAUCUGUUACUGGCAAUGUGCUGACACCAGAAGGCAUCAAAUUAAAUAGGAUCUUUGGUUUGAUUGCACACCAGUGUAACGUUGUACAACGCUGUAGAUGCCGACGUGCAAAAGCUAUACAUGACGAACAAAUAGCUACACGACGUUUGAAAAUGAACCAAACUAAUCCAGUAGUAGUAUAGUAGUUUGAAAGAAUAUGUUUAGUUGUGAAAGGCUGCCUUAUACAGGGUGUUCCUAAAGCCUGGCGCACACGAUGCGAUUUUAGUCGGCCGAUAAAAAUCGUUUGACAUACCGAUAUACAUCGGUAUACUCCGCACACGAUUACGAAAAAAAUAUGCUCCCUGAACUGUAGCCGCCAUGUUGCCAAAUAAAUACAAGCACGUGAUCACAGCAUGAAAUCUGAUUGGUUAUACUUAAAAUUCCACCGAUAAAAAUCGUAUAAUAUGAAAACGUUUUGAUGUUGUCCGAUUAAAAUCGAGCAAAAAAAUCGGUUAAAUUUGACACCGCACACACAACGAUUUUGUUAGUUUUAGUCUAACGAUUUUUAUCGGCCGACUAAAAUCGCAUCGUGUGCGCCAGGCUUAAAAUGCGACAGUUGUGUUCCAGAUUUUUGCACUGCUAAUUAUUAGUAGGCGUCGAAAGAUAAAUGUUGACACUAAGAUUAUUAAAAUUGGUCCAGUAGUAUAUGGAGCCAAUGUUAUGGCUGUUUAAAGUAAGGGGCCAUUGAAACCGAUUGAUAUACUUGACACAACUGAAGGUGCACUAUCUAGUAUAUAUAUUAUAUAUAUAUAGGUCAGUGACCAUAAUUUAUACACGGAUUAUGUACUGUAUACAAAAUGAAUUAUGUUCUUGUGGGAGCUCGCCAAUUUUGGACGGAAAGAGACUGUCUCUUUGUUGUGGUUUCAUAAAUAUGUGCAACGACUGAAAUAAUAUCUUCAGUAAUUUAUUGAAUAAAAUUUCUAGCUUUGCUAUAAAUUGCCCAAUUGUUUAGUAGAAUCUGCCCGACCAAACAUUAAUUGGAGAAGCUGCACCCCCCCACCCAGCCCCCUACCUCGUACACUAAUGGAUACACUAUCAAGGUGGGAGUUUGGCUGGGGCGGCAUGAUUGUCAAAUGACAACAUAUAGGUGUCCUGCGUUUAGCCCAAUGAGAACGGAAAUCUCAUGUAGAAC